AAAAAUUAUUCUUUUUGUCUCAAGACUCACAAUUCCAUUCAUUUCUAAAACCUCUCACAAAGAUCCUAUAUCUUGUUUUUUCUCCUAAGUGAAUUUGGUAUCUAUACAUAUAUAUUCUUUUGGUGGCAAGUUAAAGAAAGUUAGAAGAUGUUGGGAGAAUUGAUCACAAGUAGUCUUUUCUUAGUUCUUGGAUAUGCAUAUCCGGCUCUCGAGUGUUUUAAAACUAUAGAGAAGCAAAAUGUUGGAAAUGCUGAAUUACGAUUUUGGUGUCAAUAUUGGGUGAUUAUUGCAAUACUUACGGUGUUUGAAAGAGUUGGUGAUAUAUUCAUUUCAUGGGUGCCAAUGUAUGGAGAGUUGAAACUGGCACUCAUUAUCUACUUAUGGUAUCCCAAAACUAUGGGUACUGGGUUUGUAUAUGACACAAUGCUGAGGCCUUUUAUAGUAAGACAUGAAACUGAUAUUGAAAGCAGUUUAAAGAGAUUUAGAGACAAAGCAUGGGACGUGGCGAUUUAUUAUUGGCAGAAUUCAACGGAAUUAGGCCAAACAAAAUUCUUUGACAUCCUUCAGUAUAUUAUUUCUAAGCCCUCAAACUCAAAACCAACAUCUCAGGGGUUACAAAACAAUCAAAGCUCCGGUGAUGGACGUCCUCCACCUCCUCCAAUGACUCCAUCUUUCUUCGGAUCACAACAGGAAAAUGAAAGAUGGGCACCAACUGCACCUCCAGUGCCAACCACCGAUCACCACCACCACCAUCAUCAAGGCUCUAGCUCGGCUCCUAAAGAACCGGUUUGGCUAAGAUUUAGACGGUCUAGAGGACUUUAGCUCUCAAAUACAAGAUUGUAAAUAAAAACCACCAUCAAUAUUUGUAUUCCCAUUUUUUUAUUUAUUCAAUUGUUUGAUGUAUUCGGAUUUAUUAAUAACUAAAUACUACAAGAGGGCAAGAAGCAGGAGAUACUAUAGCUAUACGCAUAUUCAGACUUUUACAAAUGUAGCAAAAUCAAUGAUGAACAGAAGUUAUGUAUCUUGAAGGGAUUACAGGUUGUAAAGAUUUGUGGAACAACAAUUUCUAUUUUCAGCACAAUCAACUUAUACAUGCUUUGUAAUUUGAGAUUUUUAUAAAGUUGAUGGCAGUGAAUAGCAUUACAGCUUAUUAUAUUAGAAAGUCAGAGAGUGCAGCUAAGGGUGUGAUUACUAGAACUUGAGUGCUAAAAUUAAGCCCCUUUUGUAUGAUUACUAGAUAUCACAUCAUGGUUUUAUAGAGAGGAAGACUGUCUACAGCUCACCUCCCUCAUACCCCGCUCAGGGAUUGGGUA
Messenger RNA from Erigeron canadensis, 1313 nucleotides. RefSeq names its product putative HVA22-like protein g. Lineage: Eukaryota; Viridiplantae; Streptophyta; Magnoliopsida; Asterales; Asteraceae. The coding region runs from base 148 to 822 and encodes 224 amino acids. The transcript has 7 exons. The record is from RefSeq and is a predicted model, not a curated record.